Messenger RNA from Paralichthys olivaceus (Japanese flounder), 2758 nucleotides. The record is from RefSeq and is a predicted model, not a curated record. NCBI's taxonomy places the organism in Eukaryota, Metazoa, Chordata, Actinopteri, Pleuronectiformes, Paralichthyidae.
AUGGUGAACAAUCGAGUGGACAGUGUGGCGAUGGAGAGCAAGCUGCUGGUCGGAGGAAAGAACAUCAUCGAUCACACCAACGAGCAGCAGAAGAUGCUGGAGAUGAAGCAGCAGGAGAUCGCUGACCAGACUCGUACGGAGAGGGAGAUGCAGCAGCAGAUGUUCGUCCAGGACGAGGAGACGGUGGAGCUGAGGGAGACUUUCACUUCUCUGCAGCAGGAGGUGGAGGCCAAGACCAAGAAACUCAAGAAGUACCUGAAGCUGUACGCCAAGCUCCAGUGCAUCAAAGCAGAGAUCCAGGACGUGAACGACGAGCACGUGAGGAGCCGACAGGAGCUGGAACAAACUCAGAACGAGCUCACAAGAGAGCUCAAGUUCAAGUAUCUGAUCAUAGAGAACUUCAUUCCUCCAGAGGAGAAGAAUAAGAUCAUGAACAGACUGACCUUUGACCCCGAGGAGGAUCAGUGGAAGUUUCAGCCGCUCGUUCCUGCUGAAAGUAAAUCCUCUCAGAUGAAGAAGAGGCCGUCGUCUGCGGUCGGAUACAAACGACCCAUCAGCCAGUACGCCAGGGUUGCCAUAGCGAUGGGAGUCCAUUCCAGAUACAGGGCUGAGAACAUCAUGUUUCUGGAGCUGGACAUGACUCCUCCGAACACGGCCUCGCUGGGUCGUUCCAAGGAGCCGAACCAAAGCACCUCUGUGGACAACUCGCCCACCAAGGACCGGGGCGUCCGCAAGUCUCGCUCCUGGUGUCAGACGCCGAAAUCCAUCACUUCCUCCUCGUCUAACGUUUCCUUGGCGGUGUGUCACACUGCCACACCCACGGCGGCACAGUAAAGCUUUAGUGAAGAGGCUUUAGUGGGUUUUUUUCACCGUUUAUUUAUUUCAUUCUUCUGCUUCCUCCUGCUGAUUUUCCUCAGAAACAUUUCUCAGCGAGGCCCACAGCUGGGAUACAAGCACACGCCACGACCUCUGCUGAAUCCCGAGAGGUCAUAGGCUUUUAACGGGUCGCUAAUAAAGGAGUGACCUCCUGACGGGAAACUAAAUGAUCUCAGAAACUCUAUAAAACAUCAGUUCCUCCUGUUCUACGGAUGUAAAGACUUCUCCUCCUUCGUCCCUGCAUGUUUGGGACCAAGAGCCUUGGAUUAUCUUUUAAAACAUCUGGCUGCAGAGUUGUUCUGCCCAGACUGGUGUGUAUGAGUGUGUUGUGCAUACAGGGCUGUAUGAUUGUCUGUUUGUGUUUCUAAUUGUGACCAGUUCAGAUCUGCGAGCUCACAAACUGCUUGACUCCCCCUGUAGAAUAUCAAUCUGUAAAUCUUUCAUGUAUUAGUUUUUUUCCUUCCUUACUUGGGUCUGAAUCCGUCGUCCGCUCCCUUCGGAGUGUGUGUCUGUGUUGAGCACGUUAGAAGAUAAUGAUAGAACAUUUGAAAUGUGCUGUUGUUGGUCAGAUGAGGUACGGUGAAGCCUGAAUGAUGACCUUCAUCAUUAUACCUGUUGUCUCACAUCAUUGUUUUUGCCUUAUGAACAUUUAAAUUCUGUAGAUUCGGAAUUUCUAUUUGGAUCUGGAGUCCACUGAAGAUAUUUAUUUAUUCAUCAAGAUUCAUACAUUUUAAAUCAGAGUAAUUGUCUAAUGCCUGAUGCAAUGUUAAAGAAAAAGAUUCCUGAAUCCUCCCCCUGAACUGGGACUGCGCCAAAAUCGAAUGGCUUCUUCCCCGACCCAUCCCUCCACCAACUUCUGUGUUAAUCCUUCUAUUGGUUUUCCUGGAAUCCUGCUAAAGACGAACAAAACGAGACGAAAACAGACACAGACGUCGAACUGUUUCUGUAAAAUACACGAAUGGCUGCUGCGAUAAGAAAGUCAGUCAAAGCUGUCGCCUGUUUGCUGCAGGUGGACGGAGAGAGUUCAUUGUUUUCUUCAUGGAGGUGAAGAGGAGCAGACAGUGGGGGGCACGGAUCAUCACUGUAUUAUUGAUGCUUCAGAUCCUGUUGCAGCUGAACCCCCUGCAAAGUGCAAGAGAGCACACAGUCGUCCUCCAGUCAAACUACAUUUAUCCCCAGUGAGACUGAAACUUUCACAUCUUUAUUACGCGUCAUCGUCGUCCUGUGUGUUUCGAAAUGUUUUUUUUAAUCCAAAAAUCAAACCAUAUCAUUUAUUAUGUGUGAUGAUAUGACAGAAGAGUGAAUUUGACUGUCAGUCCUGGAUCCUGUCACUCCCUGUAUCUUGCUCGCACAUCUUCAUUACGGCUCAAUCACUCAUUGGAAGCACAAAUUGUAAAACAAAAAGAAAUAUCUCAAAAUUUGCCAGAAAUGUUGGUGAUGUUUUAAAAUUACUUGUUUUUUUCCGACCAAAACCCAAAGAUGUAAAAAAAAAAACACAGAAAACUCUUUGUUUUGGUCAAAUUUAUCAUCAGAUGUUGUCUUGAUUGAAAUCUACCUCCGUCUUCGACUUUUACUGACUGACACUGAGGAUUUUAUGUUUAUCUUCAUGAAUAAUCCAGAACAGACAGGAUCUGAAGUUAAAACAAUGAUAUUCAAGCAAAAUAUAAAAAAAAGCCAUCGUGUAUACGAUGCUGAAAACAUCUAAUUUAAAUGUUUAAAUCAGUAAAUUAUUUAUUCGCACUGUGUCGCCUCUAUUGUGAUAUUCAAUUAUGUUCUAAAUUUAACUAAUGGCAGUUUCUGAUGUAAGAACAUUUUUGUCAUAUUAUUCAGUAAAAAAAAAAAAAAAAAUCCAUGUACGUUUCCCAUCUGUGUCAGGGCCUGU